Molecule: messenger RNA, 237 nt
Organism: Bacidia gigantensis
Lineage: Eukaryota; Fungi; Ascomycota; Lecanoromycetes; Lecanorales; Ramalinaceae
Exons: 2
Coding region: 1-237 (78 amino acids)
Source: RefSeq, a predicted model, not a curated record
AUGUCAACGGAAUCAUUCGAACCAAAGGAGCUUCGAAGAACGAACAGCGGUAACAUCAUCGUCUACAAUCCAGCCACACAAGAACUCAAGCGAGAAAGACGCGAAAGUCUAGACGUCGAUUUAAGCAAAUUGGGCUGGCAAGCCUCGUGUCAGCGGUUAUGGGGGAAGUGUAACGACAUCUAUACCGUGGGCUCUCACAAUCAAGGAUCAUUAGCCAUGGCGGCGACGGCCGCAUGA